CAUCAUCCGAGCUUGCGACAUGAGGUAGUUGGCCAAUGGCGUUCAUUCUGCCUUUUGCCCCGUUCCAAGCAGCAGCAGCCAUGACAUCGCCGAUCGCCGCCCAGUUCAUCCAGAAGGCCCACGCGCUCUUCUGCGACGCGCCGACGCACAUUGCGCAGUGGGCGCACGAGGGCACGACGCUCUUGAUCCACGACCCGCACCUCUUCGCCCACGACGUCUUGCCCAAGUACUUCAAGCACAACAACUUUCUCUCGUUCGUGCGCCAGCUCAACUUUUAUGGCUUCCGCAAGUUCAAGAGCAAGUUUGCGACGCGCUUGUCGUGGGAGUUCCACCACGACCUCUUCUUGCGUGACCAGCCCGAGCUCCUGUGCCAAAUCAAGCGCAAGGCGCACCUCGAACUCGUCGAGAAGGAAAACCCGGUCGAGGACCUCCGCCACGAGAUUUCGGUCAUGCAAACCCAGUUUGAUGCGCUCACGCAGCAGGUGAAGCAACUCACGUCGGCGGUCGCGUCUCUCGCACGGGCGCAGUCGUCGGAAGCGCCAUUGCCCGAAGCGCCAACGCCCGUAGCGCCGCCGGCCGCACCGAAGAAGCGCAAGCGCGUCGACGACGAAGAAGCUGGCUGGGCGCCGCUGGACAUUGACGGCAAGAGCGACAGCUUCUCUGCGGACGAGAUGGACAUGGUUGAGGACGUCCUUGACGCACUGGAGCGGCCGACGGUCAUGCCGCCGUGGAAGCCGCUCACGUGGAUGUGCAUCCGUCGCCGCCGAGUCGCCUAAGCGCAUCCCAUACCAUAAUUUAAUCGACCCAAUCUUAUUUUAGCUUAUUGCACUCUGUUG
This is a messenger RNA of Saprolegnia diclina VS20, 836 nucleotides long. RefSeq lists its product as hypothetical. The transcript has a single exon. Bases 36 to 776 code for a protein of 246 amino acids. Gene Ontology annotation, biological process: regulation of DNA-templated transcription. The record is from RefSeq and is a predicted model, not a curated record. Lineage: Eukaryota; Oomycota; Saprolegniomycetes; Saprolegniales; Saprolegniaceae. Gene Ontology annotation, molecular function: sequence-specific DNA binding; DNA-binding transcription factor activity.